Molecule: messenger RNA, 623 nt
Organism: Eriocheir sinensis (Chinese mitten crab)
Lineage: Eukaryota; Metazoa; Arthropoda; Malacostraca; Decapoda; Varunidae
Gene: RpS23
Product: 40S ribosomal protein S23
Exons: 4
Coding region: 161-592 (143 amino acids)
Biological process (GO): translation
Cellular component (GO): cytosolic small ribosomal subunit; ribosome
Molecular function (GO): structural constituent of ribosome
Source: RefSeq, a predicted model, not a curated record
UCUCCUGGGCCCCAAUAACUAGAUUCAAUUAUAUUCAUCGUUAAAAUAGUUAAUUUCUGAGUUUCUUGGCAAUAUUUAGGCGUCAGAAACCGGUAUAUACGAGUCUCUGAAUACGAUAAUCUGGCAGCGCUGGUCUUUCCGAGGACAACACGGCCGCAGGAUGGGCAAGCCACGUGGUAUCCGCACUGCCCGUAAGCACGUGAACCACCGGCGGGAGCAGCGGUGGCACGAUAAGGACUACAAGAAGGCCCAUCUGGGGACCCGCUGGAAGGCCAACCCCUUCGGAGGUGCCUCACACGCCAAGGGCAUCGUCCUUGAGAAGAUUGGCAUUGAGGCCAAGCAGCCCAACUCUGCCAUCCGUAAGUGUGUGCGUGUCCAGCUGAUCAAGAACGGCAAGAAGAUCUCCGCCUUCGUGCCCAGGGACGGCUGCCUCAACUACAUUGAGGAGAACGAUGAGGUGUUGGUGGCCGGCUUCGGUCGUAAGGGUCAUGCCGUCGGUGACAUUCCCGGCAUCAGGUUCAAGGUUGUUAAGGUAGCCAACGUGUCUCUUCUCGCCCUCUACAAGGAAAAGAAGGAGAGGCCUCGCUCUUAAGUAUGACAUCUUAAAUAAAAAAAAUCCAAAC